Molecule: messenger RNA, 1769 nt
Organism: Dichomitus squalens LYAD-421 SS1
Lineage: Eukaryota; Fungi; Basidiomycota; Agaricomycetes; Polyporales; Polyporaceae
Exons: 6
Coding region: 16-1602 (528 amino acids)
Source: RefSeq, a predicted model, not a curated record
AGUCGACCUUCAGCCAUGUCCUCUCUAGCCACCAUUCCCCAGGAGGUUCUGGAGCAUAUCGCCUUCUUUGCUGCGACGGAUGGCUUCCUCGGCCCACCGGCAGGUAUCACAGCGCUCCUCAGCGUCGACCGCCGGACACACGCCGUGCUCUCAGUAUCUUCCAACCCGUAUCUCUGGUCCCGCAUCUUCGCGUUCAAGUUCGACGUCGCAUGUCCAUCAUGGCGUAUCGGCGAGAAGGACAGAGCCAUUGGCCCCGCGGAGGCAUGCGAGGAGUUCAAGCUCAGGUGUACGCUCCUGAAGCGCAUCCGCAGCCGCACGGACUGUCUCGCGACGUCGUACGCGCUCAGCCCUACCCACCGCGACGCCCUUCGUUCGAUCCUGUGGAUGGCGUACCUCAUGAUGCUGGAGAACGACGGCAAGAACGACCUCCAGCUCCGGGAGUACGCAAGGUUUGAUGUCUGGCUCAAGGACUUCCUCUUCCAUCCCACCGGAGCUUCCCUCGCAGCUUGGUCGGUCAAAAUAGAUCUGUGGCCGCCGAAUGACGAACGCUCGGCCCUAGCGUUAUGGCUGUUCUGGUACAUGCUGAAGCCUGAUGAGUACAUAUCGGAUGACGAUACCGCUUUCAGGGAAGCGUCCAGCGUCUUGAAGCUCUUUGCGCUCGGCGCACACCAGUACCCCCUCUGCCAGCCCCCGUGGAAUGAGUUCGCCCCUCCAAGCCGGGCCCGAGGAGGAGCGUCUGCAAUCAAGCAUUUCGGCACUUCCGUCAAGAUGGCACCGCCGGCGCCCGCCCCAUCCGCGAUCCUGGCCUAUUUGACUUUGGCGAAUAAGCUUUCGGUCUCCUGGGACACCAUACAUUACAUGAAGCCGCCUUCCGCGACCCCGCCGUCUCUCGCUGCCAACGCCUCCAGCCGGGAAUGGGAGGCCGAAUGGAUGAGAGGGCUCCACCUGGCGGACACGACGAAGCCGUUGGGCACCGCCUUCUCUGGUGCCUUCAUCUCCGGAAGCCUGGAAGGCGUCUGGGAAGGGCUCUUCACGUACACGGAGUUUACGGCAUACGCGGCGCUGCUCUCAGGCGCCCCUCCAACGGUCCUGCAACGCAGUCUCGUCGCCCACCACCCUCACCUGUGGAAGCUACGCGAACACCACCUCUAUGCCUCAGACGAGCCAGACGCGCCCGAGGUCUGGCCUGUGUCCCCAGGCAACCCGUUGCGAGGAUACAUCCCCAACGGCACCCAGAUCUCGGAGACCUCGGAGGGCGUUUUUGUGAAGGAGCCUGGACGCCCGGAGCGGGUGUUUCACAGAAGCUGGGCGAGCGUGCGGAACACACCGGCCGAGCAGCGCGGGCGGCUCGUGGACGUGUUCAUCACGGGAGAGGGCCAUUCGGCGUGGGGGCAGUUCAACCUCGUGGGGCGCAUCAGGCCGUGCGACGGGUUCAUCAGCCUGUCGAAAGAAUACGUCGAUGGCGACAGAGGGCGGUGGUUGUACCGUGGCUUCAUGGUGGGCAACGCGGAAGGGAACCUCUCGGGACGCUGGAGGGAUACCCUGAGCCCUCCUGACGUCCUGGGAUACGAGGGGUGCUUCGUGAUGAGCCGCCGUAGAUGAACCUCCUACGUCCGUCGCCGCCAACGCAGCUUGCGAUCGAUGUUAUGUAUGAUCCCUGGUAUGGACCCUUCGUCGUGUAUCCACUGUAUUGUAUCACGUAUCCAUCCAUGUGCUGAGCAUGUUACACAAUGUAGGAUAUGUAUCCGGAAUGUACACUGUAAUCUCAC